GGAUGAGAAUGAGUGUGCUGUAUUCUGCAUGCCAGUUUCAUUCUUACAUCGACACCCACUGAAACAAAUUAUUUUAACCACACACUAGAAUCUGUCACGCAACAUAUUUUAAAAGAGGUUCCUGAAGAAAGAGAAGCUUUAAUGUAGUAGCUUCUUGUAAAUUUGUCACUUUAUCCAAAAGAAAAAGCUGAGUUUCAUCUCUCUGCAUAAGCUGAAAAUGAAUGAUUGCUUAUUUAGAAUUUGGACUGCAGAUUCCUAUUGUCACUGUAAAGUUAAAUUCUGCACAAUCUGAUCAGAACAAACAAACAAAAAACAAGACAGAAGCCUGCUGUUGCACACUUUGGGGCGUUGGGGCGUCCAGAAUUUCAUCACUGUUUGAGGAAGCGGCAUUGGCCAAGUUCAAAGAAGCCACUUGACUUAUCUCGUACAUGCAGCAGUGUAAAAGCGAAGCAUAAACAUCAGACAUGUCGGCAAACAACAGCUGAGUGUUGUCAUAAAGAUUUGUAGAAGAGAGACUGCAGCCUUAUAGUGAGAGUCAAACUUCAGAGUACUGUUGAGACAUAUUCCAAGGCAAAAAGAUCCAAAAUGGAUUGUGACAUGGAAGUGGUGAAAGAAUGGGUCAAUACAAUUCAGUUAAUAAUUUACAUUCCAACAUUCAUCGUUGGUGUGUUCUUGAACAGCAUUGCCUUGUUUAUUUUUAUUUUCAAAAUGCGGACAGAAUCCACAAUCUACAUGACUAACUUGGCAAUAAUGGACAUUUUUCUGCUGAUCCCUCUUCCUUUCAGAAUGUAUGCUGCCAAAAAUAGAUGGAUACUGAGCAAGUCAUCUUGCUCAGUAUUUGAGGCUUUAUAUUUUGUGGGUGUUUACGGAAGCAUACUCACCAUCACAUUCAUCAGCAUUGACAGAUACUUUUCUAUAAAGCAUCCUUUCAAAGCAAAAGUCUUAAGAUCACCCAGGAAUGUCUGUAUUGCGUGCAUUGGAAUUUGGAUCAUGCUUCUGGUGGGUGUCCUGCCCGUAUUUACCUUUCACACGAAUACAAAUACUACUGAAGACUUCAGAUGUUUUCACAAUUUCUCUGAUGAUUCCUGGCAGCCAAAAGUUGUCAUUCCAUUGGAAGUCUUUGGAUUCCUCAUUCCAGUAUCCAUUCUGCUUUUCUGUUCAAUCCGGAUUAUCAAUGCCCUGAAGAAACUGCAAAGUAAUGACAAGACUAGUUUAAGAAUUGUUUAUGCAAACCUAUUUGUUUUUCUUAUUUCUUUCACUCCAAGUCAUUUGGGGAUUUUUUUGCAGUUCUUGGUUCGAAACAAAAUCCUUAUUGACUGUUCCACAAAAAUGGGUAUCAGUUUUUAUGUCCAGAUUUCAAUGUGUUUUUCUAACAUUACAUGCUGCCUAGAUGCAAUUUGCUAUUAUUUUGUGGCAAGUGAGUUUCGUUCAAGAGGCAUUCCCAGGAGGUUAAGUUCAAGAAAUCCUAAUACUUCAGUGACUGAGAUCUAAAAUAAUAACAAAACCUUCUUAUUUGACAGAAACCAUUGAGAAGUCAAACAAAUGACCGGGACACUUGUUUUAAAACAUGGGCUGGCUGAUUGAUACUAUUAAAUGGAAUGUUCAGACAACAGAAAAUUAAACAACAUAAAAUGCUAAUGUGUCAACAAAAAGAAUGGAGUUGUGGGCACAAAGUGACUUACAGGCAAGAUGGUGAACUACAUUUAGACAGCUUCAUGCUACUUAAGCAGGACAUGUACUGCUUUAAACAAUCUUGGUCAAUUCUGUGGGACUAAUGGUUUAUUUAAAACUUUUCAAUGACGUCUCUUACAAAGAACACUAUUUACUUUAUAAAAUAUUAUAAAGACCAAAGAGGUUGCCUUUUUAAUUUUAUCCAAUAAAGGACUUAAAGGGAAAAGGCACAUAUGGCAUUAGUCUCUGAAGGAGGGAAGACAUCUAUUGAAGGUACACCACAGGUCCAUUUAAAAAUGUCCAGUUUUUCUUCACCCUCCUAUAUCCUGACCAUGAAUCCCUUGAGUUAAUAUCCAUCCUCCAUGAAAUACUUCAGUAGUUUCUUUAUUCAGUAUCUGCUUCUCUAUACCUUGUCACUUUACGUGCUGGAUGGCUCUCAGUUUUUGUACAGAAACCUUUUGUACAUUUUAUCUUAUUAACACAAUUCAUGGAAUUUAAAAACUGCUGCCCAGUCCAAGACUAAAUCCUACCUAACCUCAAAUUCUCCUAGGAUGGGUAAUGGUUCCCUAAGACAAUCUAAUGAAUAAGGGAAGCUCACACGAACAUAAAUACAUUGGUUAGACCAUUGUUCAUCUUCUGACAUAGUUUAGAUUCAUUGUCUCAACUUUUUCACUCAAGUACAUGAAAAUAGUUUUUAUUACUUGCAUUUAGAGUGUUAGCAUCACUCCUACAGCAAAAAAUGAACUAGGCACAGCAGACUUAGUAUUAAUCACGAACUAAAUAAAACCAGUCCUGCGAGUCUGACAGAAACAACCUGUCAUAAAGCGUUGCUCCUUUACCUUAGGAUUGCUGCAUUCAAUAUAUCCAUAUUAUUCAGUGUGGUCUUGUCUCCUCUAUUUCAGUGAAAACAGGCAUUCUAGUGCAGCAGGAAGACUACUGGCUUUUAAUUCUCAAGGAUGUUGAUUCAAUCCCUGCCUCUAAGUCAGUUAAGAGGAGUCCAAUUCUCUAAACGUACAUCUAGACAGCAACAACAUUUAAAUAUUUCAAUUCAAUAAUGAGUGGCACUUUCAUUAUCAGCCAUGUAAGCAGCCAAACAUUUCAUGUUGUUCCCUAUGAGCCUCUCACAUUUGCUUCAAGACAUUCUUCUCUGUAAAACUGAUUUGUCUUCUUGGGUGUGUUUAAUGAACACUCUUCUUCAGGUUGGGCCACAAGAUGUUCUUUGGGCCACUGUCAGAAUUGUGUCAUUCAAAACAACAAAAUAUCCUCCUCUUAAUUUAUUCUUUGGAAGAUAUUUUGCAAUUUUUGGAUCAUUGUCAUACCUAAAAGUUGAUUUAAGGCUCACAUUUAUCUUUAAUAUUUUAGGACAAUUGUAAACUCUUACUACCCUUUAUGUAAUUUUGGUCUAAACAGCUAAAUGCUAAAAAGCAUUCUAAAAAGCAUUCUAAAUCCAUGGCACCUCUGCCAAAAUUGCUGCCUGAUAAGUUUUAUAAUUAGCAGUGCAAGGUUGUCAUUAUAAUACAAACGUAUCACUCCACAGAAUGUUCUACCAAACAUCUGCAGGAUUGCCCUUAUAAAACUAUGCAAAUUUAGCUUGAGCAGUUAUGACCAUAAUUAAGGCUAAAGAAUUUGUCAUGGCCAUCUUCUUAUGAAUUUAACUGGAAAUCAUCUGCAGCAGUAGAGGUCUGGAGAUUCUUAGAUGUGAUCAAGAGGUACUUAAUCAUAGGAAGCUUUAUUGUGGCCAAAGAUUGCAAUACUGAAAGAGGCCCACAUUUAGGUAAAAACAUACAACGCAUAUGCCUAUUAUUUGUCAUACAGUACACUGAAGAACUUCAAAAAGUUUCCCUUUGGUGGUAAAACUCUCUUCAGAUAGACAAGCACUUCCAGGUCAUCCAAGAUAUAUUAUAUAUAUAAUAUAUACCUUACCCUUUACCGGUAAGACCAGACUGUUUAGGUUCCACAUACUGAUAGUUGAAGGCUUUUGUAAAUUCAUACUGGUGAUUAGUUCUUUGAUUGAUUAACUUUCUAUCUCAUGAUUUUACCACUAAGCUGUAUGACUUUAUUCAAGUGCAGAAGUAAGUGAACCUCAAGAUUACAUUUUCCAAUUGCAUUCUCACAUAUCUCGUAAACAAUACACAAACUGUUUCUUUCUGCCCAUUCUAUUUAACAAAAGCAAGAAGACUGAAAAAGGGUAUUAUAGCAAAAAUGUAAUGUUUGAAGAUGAAAAAUAGGAGUUCAACACUUUCUUAGCAGCACUGUACAUACACAUCUAUACACACAUAUUAAUCAUUAUAAAAUUUAUUGUGGUUCUUUCAGCUCUUCAGGUUUUAAGAUUUUAAAUUACAGUAUCAUAAUGCAGGUAAGCAAUAAAGUAAUGUAAAUUAGACAAAGAUUUAUUUUAAAUUAGCUGUACUCAUCCUGUGUUAAACAAUAUAGAUAACAGUGUUUUCCAGUAUAACUAGUUCAUUGAAAUCCAUUAAAUUAUUUUUUUCCAUUUUUGUUUGUUCAUUUUGUUUUUGCUCAUCUGAAACUGAUUUUUGGAUUUGGCUUAGUGAAACUUGCCAUUAGUUUGCUAAAAAUCCUGUGGUGAAGAGAGGAUGGUGGUCCCAUUGGUUAGGUGAAUCUUACUCUGGUUGGAUGAAAUACACAAUAAAUUAAGUAUAUAGAGAGAAUGACAUUACUUAGGAUAUGGCUAUCUUAAGUUGACAAAAUGUAUUACACAUGGAAAUGCGCUCUGCAAACAAAAGAUAUGCCCCCUUGUACUUUUUACCAGCAUCACACAGAACAGCCACUUUUCAAAACUUAUUGGGCACUUGGAGGCUGUGAAUGAAAGACUGCUGCUAUUUGACUCUCAUUCUUUCUUUAUGAACACCUAGUCCUUUUCAAGUAUUUGCUGAUAAAGACCUCCUCGAUUUGGCCCUGGUUGCUAUGACUCUGUACACGGACAUAUUUUAGUGUGUUUAUUUAAGUAUUUUUAUUAACUAUAGGGUUUUUAUGUGCUGAAUCUGCAUUGAAUUUGAGGAGUUUUGGUGGCCUUUGUCUUUUUUCUGGAUGCUGCCUUGUUGUAUUGUCAUCAUCAUGACACAUUGACAUUUGCUAUGGUAUGUAGUCUUGUAAGCAAUGUGGUUGAUGUAAUCAAAGCAGCACUACAAAGUCAUUAUGCCAGAUGUGUCACUAACUAUAUCAAACAAAAGCCUUUGUAUUUGUCUUAGUUGUGUUAUUAUGAUUUUCAAAUUCUAAAUACUGCUUUGAUUUCAAUUAUUACGAUUUUCAAGUUUAGAUUUAGAAACUGAUGUUGGUUUCGUUUUAGCUUUCUGCUUGUUUUCUUUUCCUCUCCUGGUCAUCUGUUGAAAUUUUCAUAGUCUUUCCUGUUCAAGGCCUACUCCUCUUGACUGCUGGAACUUGAAGUCCAUAGAAAUAUCCAGUAGAAAUGUCACAGGUUCAUCUAAAAAACAGGCUUGCUUGUGAGACUGAUGACUUAAAUUUUUACAUUUUUAUGAGCCAUUUUUUAAAUACAAAAAAGUAUAUUUUCUUUUAAAAAAUCAUCAAUGGACUGGCCUUGCAAUUUGAACUGAGGCCUAACCAGGACAACAGAUCCACUCUGUUUUGAGAGAGUUAUUUAGAGCAGGAUGGAUUUAGUUAUUGUGUUUGUUUAUUAUGAACAUGUUGAUAUUAGUUGCAGCCUUACAAUGUUCAAUGAUAUUUGAGAAAUCUUUAUUUCAGAUUUAUUGUAAUAACAUAACACAUGCUUUCUUUCAAAGUACCCAGGCCUAUGUUUAAACUCUGUUCAUGCCUGAGGAACUUGUCACUGUUGCUAUUGACUUUACUAAACUAAAUUUAAGACAGAUCAUUACAAUGUCACUUGUAUCACACAUGGAUAAAAGAACACUUACCUCUGGCUAACCUGCUCUGACCUUGAACAGUCAGGCCAUCAUUCUUUUCUCCUACUUCCAACUUAUAGAAAAAUUAAUAAAAUGUACAACGCCACCAAGAAAAGUGGUCCAGGGCCGGAAAAAAUAGGCGUGGAGGCAAAACUGCAGGAUGUUUUCAUUAAAACAUUGAGAAAUUUAUAGAGAUUUUUAGGUAAUUUCUCAAUAAGAAGCUGUGGGUCAAUAGCUGACAUCUAAAAUUUACUGAAGGCUCACAGUCAUACAUUUCAGGUUGAUGUCAUGGAAACAUAAAAAAAGCCAUGACCUCAAGCAAACAAUUACAUUUGGUAAACAUGAGUACGGGUAUAAGCUGAGUAUAGUAACAGUCAUGAUGAUGUAAGAGAGAUAUUUUAAAUGAGUCAGCAUUAACAUCAAUAAGGCAUCAGGUCCAGAUAGAAUUUCAGAAUAUUUUUCAAAUCCUUUUUGUGACAGACUACUUUAAUCUAACUUUAGGAAUAUGUGUGCCUUUCCUCAAAAAAAAGGGAAAAAACAUGGAGUAUGUGAAUAAGUACAGAUUAGUGCCGCUCACUAUGAUUGUUUGACACAUAUAUCCCACAGUGUAGUGUGGUGAAAUCCCUGCUUUCACUCUGUAGCCACUCACAUCCUAAAUUUGCUGAUGACACCACUCAUCCCCUGCUUGAUCACAAGCAGUGAUGGAAGCAGGAGGCAGACUACACUUUCAUCCAUAUCAGAGGGGAUUUUAUUGAAAGGGACAACAUCUUGAACUGUCUUAAGAGUUUCCAUCACUGAUAAUCUGAAGUGAGAACAACACAUCUCAGCUAUAGUCAAGAAGGAUUUCAAACACUUUUACUUUGUAAUACUGUAUGUCUGAAGAAAGCCCAGAUGUCUAAAGGUACACAGGAAAUCUUUACUCACUGGCUGCAAAACAUUCAGCUACAGGAUCUUCCUAGCUCACAACUGAAAAGCAAUGCAGAUAGUGGUAACCUUGCCACAGAUUAUUUCAGGUAUACAGGUAUUUUUUUUCAUAUGGUGCUUUAGAAAGGUAAACUGUAUUAUUAGAUUCUUUGGCCACCUUCCACAGCCACAUUUGCACUCUCCCCUUUUAGCAAAAGAUAUAGGAUCAUUAGUACUCACACUAGAAAAUACAGAAACAGAAAUAUCCCCAGGCAAUGUUACUCUUCUGCCACUAAUACUGACAAAAUAAUUGCUGCAUAUGUUGCAUACUGUAUAAUAUAUAUAUGUUGUAUUCAAUGUAUGAUGCUUCUCUUUUUUGUCUGUUUUCAGUAUAGUAUUAACAUCACUAGUCUGUGUGAGACAUAAAAGCAUUUAUCUUUAAUGUGACAUGGCUUGAUUUGACCAUUCAAAUCUUCUGCAUUUUACUAGUAUUUUCAUUAACUGGAAUCACAUAGUCUUCAAUUGUUUUGGAAACAUCAUAUAUUGUGGUAGUAAAAAAAAUAAAAUAA
Polypterus senegalus (gray bichir) is the source of this 7021-nucleotide messenger RNA. Its product is annotated as G-protein coupled receptor 55. Gene Ontology annotation, cellular component: membrane. The record is from RefSeq and is a predicted model, not a curated record. Lineage: Eukaryota; Metazoa; Chordata; Cladistia; Polypteriformes; Polypteridae. Gene Ontology annotation, molecular function: G protein-coupled receptor activity. Bases 586 to 1491 code for a protein of 301 amino acids. Gene Ontology annotation, biological process: positive regulation of Rho protein signal transduction; phospholipase C-activating G protein-coupled receptor signaling pathway. The transcript is spliced from 3 exons.